Molecule: messenger RNA, 2184 nt
Organism: Ustilaginoidea virens
Lineage: Eukaryota; Fungi; Ascomycota; Sordariomycetes; Hypocreales; Clavicipitaceae
Exons: 3
Coding region: 1-2184 (727 amino acids)
Source: RefSeq, a predicted model, not a curated record
AUGGCUCACAUCGUUAGCUGUAUUGCCAACUUGAACAAUGGCCCUCCGUCGAAACCCCUCUCCGUAGCACCAUCCAUUCUCUCCACAACACCCGCAAAACCAAGCACCGACAGCAAGUCGUCUCCUCGGAGAAGGCUGCCGACAGAGGCAAAGAGAUACCAGUUCUUCCCCAAAGAUAAGCCGUUGCCGUCUCUGGAUAUCAUCAAGAUCUCGGAGGGCGACAAGUUGUUUGACGUUGCCACGACCGACAAACAAGCUGCUGGACUCAAUGCUGCUGCCCGGAUGAACCAUCAUAACUCUUUCAGGCGACGCAAGUUUAGCGUUCCUGACCUGGAGCCAAUGACUACCGUACACGAAGUCGCCAUGGACUCUCCAACGAUUCCCGGCCGACCACCUCUCCAUGAGCGGUCCGUCAGUGCCCCUGACGAUGCCAGGGAUAAUGGACAGCCUGCUCACGAUACUGGUGCUUUUGGAAGCAAUCACCUAUUCAAGUCUGUAGGGCGAGCUCUGGCUCCAUCUGCACUGAAGCGGUCGAUCCCUCUGCUUGCGUCUCACCAGCCCACGCCCUCUGCAGUUCCCGUGGUUGACUGUCCUGUUCCGCUUUUACGGUCCAAAACAUCCAGUGCAAAGCUCGUCUCGGCCCAGAGCCCACCGUUUCCUUGGCCCAGUACUCGGGCAGAUGGGAUUUUACUACGCAGGCAACGAACCACGCCCAGCCCCUCCUCCGCCAGCACAACCACCUCCUCCUCCGAUCUCCCUUAUUCUGGGUCAGCCCGCACCGGGGCUGAUUCCACGGCCACUGUGCCCACUCCCGUCUCCGCGCCAAUCGUGGAAUCUCAACGUGUCUCGCCGAAGCCAUGUGAAUUUGUCAGUGUCUUGUCAUCCCAGAGUGACCGUGGGUACUUGGGGGCCACGCGCGACAGGCAACAGGAGGCUCACGUGCGCGUACAUCGCCGCGGCGCUUCAGACUCGUUUACUUCCGUCACGGGUCGUGGCCGGCCGAGGAGGAUGGACGGUAUGUUGCACGAGGGAUCAUUCCUCCAAGACAACCAGGGCAAGCGCUCAAUGAGCUUUGAGAGGAGAGCUUUCGAGGAGCUUCCCAAAGGAUGGAAACCGUCGGAAGCCUGCCAAAUCCUUGGGGCUAGAGACCUAUCUACUCUACGGACGAAGGCUUUGGGGCAGGCGGAACGAUUCGAGGUACUCAACGUCGAGCAUGUCGAUGCUCUUUCGCAGGAGCUUCGAUACCUUGAUGAGCGGACAGAGUAUCUGCGGCGGACCUACACUUCUCUACGUGCCGGGCGUCGCAACCUGCACUCCCGCAUCUGCCAAUACCUUCGGUCGCCCAGAGUCGCCAAGUUCAGCCACGACUCGAUGCUCAAGCAGGAGGAAGCCUUGGCGGAGCUGGAUGCUUCCAUCGACGACUGGGUCACCAAGCUUGAGCGAGCGGAAAAUCGACGCACAAGGGUGCGGCAAAAGCUCCUGGAACACGUCGCCGCCGCAGCCAUCUUGCCUAGCCCCAAAUACUCGGACUCGGCGCCAUCCACGUCUGAGGUGCGGCUGCAAGCCAUGGGCAUCCAAUCUCCCACCGGACCGCGUGAGCCCUCCACGCCCCCGCGAAGCCCGGCAAAAGGCAGCUUCGCCAAGCGAGCUGGCGACUACUCGCCCUCGCCUCCGCGGGUCGUCGCCCAGGUCCCCAGCACCAUAUUUGAGCACCCGGUCGUGGCGGAGGACGCGAAGGGCACGGCCAGGCGGAGAGACGUCGAGAGCAUACGGAUAUACGCCGGGGAUGAUGUCUACGCACUGCUGGCCGACGUAGAGGACGAGAUUUCCAAGAUGGCCAGGAACGAUCCCAAAACACUGCCAGAGAUUCCGGCUGAGAAGCAGAGGUCAGCAAGCGACGGCAAGAAUGAGCGGGAGAGACACAGGCAGCGGAGCCACGAGAAGCUCAACGGCGCGGGACCCGGAUCCUCCGCUGCACUCGCUUCCCCUGCGGCCGGCACACCGGCAAGCCCCGAGUCUGCUUCCACCGCAGACAGCCCUCUUUCCGCGGCACCUACCCCACUGGCGCCCAAAUCUGCGGGAGUUGCGGCCAAGCGGGAUCCUGAAGGCCACGCCCGCAGUCCGCCGACACUCGCCGACAACAACGACGGGCUAUUUCUCACAGCGGCGGUGUUCAAACCGUGA